CGGUACGUCAGAGCGACCGUUCCCCGAACCCCAGCACCGAGACAAACAGCUGCAACGCCGCACAAAGCCAUGCCACGACACCAUGGCGCACCUACUACGAGGCAAGCAAGCAGGCGUAAACACCGACCUCUCGCACGGGCUGGGCCCUGACCUGCUCGUCCUGGAUCACAUGCGCAACUAUGGUAUCAACUCUAAAAUCACACAAGUCACCUACGACCCGGUGCAGUCGCUCCUCGCAGUCGGCACCGCCGAGAGCCCGUUUGGUGCGGGCCAGAUCUAUGUCUUCGGGCAGAAGAGGGUCGAGGUGGUGCUGCCGCUGUCGCACCGCGCGUCGGUCAAGAUGCUGCAGUUCUGCGGCGAGAAGCUGCUGUGCGUCGACUCGCGCAACGACCUGUCCGUCUUCUCGCUGGCCACCAAGGCGCUCGUCAACGCGCAUUCGCCGCCCGCCAAGAUCACCGCCCUGCACUGCGACCCCACCCUCGACUACGCCCUGCUCGGCACCCAGCAGGGCGACGUCUUCGCCUACGACCUCGACCGCCAGGCCCUGACGCCCUUCCGCAUCGCGAAUCUCUGGCGCGAGCAGUUCCCGCGCUCGCGCCUGACGCCGGUUGUCACGCUGUCGCUGCACCCGCGCGACAUUGGCUCGCUGCUGAUUGGAUACAGCGCUGGUGCCGUCAUAUACUCGUUCAAGCAGAAUAAGGCCCUGCGCUGCUUCCACUACCGCCUCCCCAAGGGCGCGCCCGGCGGCGACUCGGAUCCGGCCUCCGUCCACUGCGACCGCGAGCCGCCGCUCACCCAGGCCGUCUGGCACCCGACGGGCACCUUCAUCCUGACGGGCCACGAGGACAGCAGUAUUGUGGUCUGGGACCCCAAAGACGGCCGCAUCAUCCAGGCCAGGACCCUGCAGGACGUGAACGUGAACCUCCCCGGGCCCGGCACCUUCAGCCCCGGCGCCGGCGAGGGCACGUUUGCGCUCAAGUCGCCCAUCUUCAAGAUCGCCUGGUGCGCGAACCAAGACCCGGAUGAAACUGGCAUCUUGAUCGCCGGCGGCCAGCCGUCCAACAUCUCCGCCAAGAGCCUGACCUUCUUCGAGCUGGGCCGCACGCCCAUCUACAACACCUCGUCGUGGCAGGUGCUGUCCAACCACUUUGAGAACCCAACCCGCCAGCGCAUCCUGCCGUGUCCGCCCGGCGCGGAGGUUGUCGAUCUGUGUCUGAUUCCCCGCUCAUCUCCGCACUUUGGCGGCUGUCAGGACCCGAUAGCCAUUAUUGCUAUCCUGGCCUCGGGCGAGCUGGUGACGCUGUCUUUCCCGAGCGGCAUGCCCAUCACGCCGACGAACCAGCUGCACCUGUCGAUGACACUCGUGCAUCCAUACAUCGGCUAUGCGAACCUCGCGCCCGUUGACCGCACGAGGUGGCUGGGCAUGACAGAGAAGCGCCAGCACGGUCCGAAGCUGCUCACGGGCGGCGCGGGAGCGAACUGGCCGCUGAAGCGGUUCGAGCAUCGCAACAUCGUCCAGACGGCGCACGCAGACGGCACGGUGAGGCUGUGGGACGCCGGGCAUGCAGACGAGAUUGAAAACGACGGGCUGCUGCAGAUUGACGUCGCGCGCGCAGUGGGCUGCCAGGACGGCGUCGAGGUCACGACUACGUCCUUUGCCGGCGCGGCGUCUGAGCUGUCGGUGGGGCUGAAGUCGGGCGAGGUCGUCAUCUUCAGGUGGAACGUCAACAAGCACCCCGGCGAGGAAUUCCCGCCGGGCGAGAACAAGCCGCAGGCGCUGACCAACAUCGUGGAUAGGAGUGAGGCUGCGCUGAAGGAGGGCUUGCUCCCGUUCACCCUGCUGGAUGAAGGCAACGGCCCGGUAACUGCGCUCAAGCACUCGGAUGUUGGAUUUGUCGCGGCUGGGUUUGAAGGAGGCGGCCUGGUGAUCAUCGAUCUCCGCGGGCCGGCCGUCAUCUACAGAGGCUCCACGCAAGACUUCAAGUCGGAGAAGCGCGGCAGCUUCCGCCGCUCGAAAGAGGCUGCGCCCAAGCCCGAGUGGCCGACGUGUCUCGAGUUCAGUGUCAUGACCCUCGAGAACGAAGACUUCUCCAGCAUCCUCCUCCACGCCGGAACCAACCUCGGGCACGUGGCCACCUUCAAGCUGGUGCCCGAGUCCAACGGUCGCUACGGCGCAAGCUUCGCCGGCGUGUCCUCGCUCGACGACCGCGUCAUCAGCCUCUGCCCCAUGCACGCCGAGUCCGGACGCCCCGCAUACGCCUCGCAGUCCGCCGUCGCCGGCCUGCGCAACGGGUCGAGGAUCAACGGCGUCCUGCUCGCCGUCACCGUCUCCGGCGCGCGCCUGUUCCGCCCCGCCUCCCACAAGGGCGCACAUAAGACCUGGGACCAGUUCCUGUGCGACUCGGCCGCGGUCGUGCGGUACGAGGACCUGGGCUACGCGCUGCUGGGCCUCUACGGCGACGGCUGCGCGCGCGCGUUCUCGCUGCCCGCGCUGAAGGAAAUCGGCGCCGUCAAGGUCGCCCCCGUGCUGGACGUGCGCCGCUUCGCCGACGCCGUCAUCACCAGCACGGGCGAUGUGCUCGGCUGGACGGGGCCCGCCGAGAUGGCGCUCGUGAAUGUGUUUGGCACCGGCGUGCGCCCAGACAACAGCAGAGACACGCUGCUCAACCCCGAUCUCACCGUCCCGCCCCGCCCCACCAUCAGCAACUUGCAGUGGAUCUCCGGCACCCAGUACGUCACCCCCGCCGACAUGGACCUGCUCAUCGGCGGCCCCGAUCGCCCGCCCUCCGCGCGCAUGCUGGCCCAAACCCGCGCCGACGAAGACCACGCGCGCCGCGCCGCCCGCGCCGCGGCCCCCUCCUCUUCUGCCGCCAACCCCAGCGCCUACCCGUCCUACCCGACCCCCGCCGCCGCGGGCAACGAGGGCUGGGGCGCCUGGGCCUCGCGCCAGUUCGCCGAGCGCACCGAGAAGCUGAAUCAGGUGGGCGACAGCAUGGAUAGUCUGAGUAGUAAUAGUGCGGGGUGGGCGGAGGAUGUGAAUAAGUAUGUUAAUAAGCAGAAGAGGGGGUUGGUUACGGGGAUGGUGAAGAGUAAGUUUGGGCUGUAGGGUGGCGGGAUGGAGAGAAGGAAAGGGAUGGGGUGUGACGGGUGACGGGUGACGGGUGACGGGUGACGGGUGACGGGUGACGGGUGACG
Molecule: messenger RNA, 3195 nt
Organism: Boeremia exigua
Lineage: Eukaryota; Fungi; Ascomycota; Dothideomycetes; Pleosporales; Didymellaceae
Product: lethal giant larvae like, C-terminal-domain-containing protein
Exons: 3
Coding region: 83-3106 (1007 amino acids)
Biological process (GO): establishment of cell polarity; regulation of protein secretion; regulation of exocytosis
Cellular component (GO): cytoplasm; plasma membrane
Molecular function (GO): GTPase activator activity; myosin II binding; syntaxin binding
Source: RefSeq, a predicted model, not a curated record